Messenger RNA from Aspergillus sclerotioniger CBS 115572, 300 nucleotides. RefSeq lists its product as uncharacterized. The record is from RefSeq and is a predicted model, not a curated record. NCBI's taxonomy places the organism in Eukaryota, Fungi, Ascomycota, Eurotiomycetes, Eurotiales, Aspergillaceae. The transcript has a single exon. The coding region runs from base 4 to 204 and encodes 66 amino acids.
GCCAUGAAUAACGAGUUUAUUGGUUCAAACUUAAUACAGGAUAGCAUCCCGUCCAAUAGAUCAUCAAGAAAAUGUUCUUGGCCGUUGUCUGGCAGGAUGAUCGACAGGCUAAGCGCCAUCAUCACAGCUGUGACCACAGUGCAGCAUGCGCAGCUGACAUCCAUUCUCAUCCACCACAUCCACUGUAACAAUACCAUCCCAUAACCUUGAAACAAUGCAACGAAACCGACAUCCAAGUAGUACCCCUCCUCUCCACGCAUAACAAAUAUCACAAUCCUCUGAGGAGAUGGCGGAGAUGGA